AUGGCCUUGUUAAUCAUUCCCAUCCACAUCCGAGUAGCAUCACAGGACAGGGCAGCCCUUGACGACCACCCCAGGCUCGGUAGGGCACGUGGCCAACGGACAGUGGUCGUCCGACAUCAAACCCCACCAGUCGGGCCCCCAGAUAUCCCUGGACUGCAGGGUCAAGAACAGAAGCACCCCCAUGAAAGCAAUCCCUGCAUUGAGCGCCGCAGACAGCACGUACGCAUAGCGCGCCCACCACUGCUUGUACACCCUAUACACGUAAAUGUUGAAGAAGAUGCCAGUGGCCCCCCACAUGAUGUAGUUGACUGCCCUCACCGGUGGCAUGCUGGCCGUGGCGCUCAUGAUGAGCGGCACGUUUAUGAGCUUGAUCCAUUUCUUGUGCGGGUACUUGCCCCCGAGGAGGUACACAGGGACUGGGCCCAGGAGGCCAACCAGGAACCACCAGUUCAAGGAGGAGUACACACCCUGGCUCGUGAACAUGCGGAGGGGACCAAUCACCCCCCAUAUGAUGGACGCGUUGUAGAAGACUUCGUCCCCAGGGCACGUCCACGGGCUGCCUUCGGGCAAAAGGGACGUGUUGCAGAUGUUCUCCACGGUCGAGAGGAGCCACCACGAUGUGCUGAAGUACACGCUCGAUGCAACUAUGGAAAUAUAUAUGUAAACGUGUGGAAUAAAUGCAUGUGCGCGUUUGCAGACCUGCACGAUGAACAUGGACUUGGGAGGGAUCUUCAUGUAGUGACCCAAUUUGAAAUCACUCACGAACCCAAGUGCUUGUACCAUGCUUAUGUAUCCGUACGUCUUGAAAGUAACAUUUGCAAGGGGCCUUCCCGGGUAAAUGUAACCUAUGACCAUCUCAGUUAUGAUGUUUAG
Messenger RNA from Striga asiatica, 873 nucleotides. The record is from the annotation of a GenBank genome assembly. Lineage: Eukaryota; Viridiplantae; Streptophyta; Magnoliopsida; Lamiales; Orobanchaceae.